Molecule: messenger RNA, 2640 nt
Organism: Pseudocercospora fijiensis CIRAD86
Lineage: Eukaryota; Fungi; Ascomycota; Dothideomycetes; Mycosphaerellales; Mycosphaerellaceae
Exons: 3
Coding region: 1-2640 (879 amino acids)
Biological process (GO): proteolysis; peptide catabolic process
Cellular component (GO): cytoplasm
Molecular function (GO): zinc ion binding; peptide binding; metalloaminopeptidase activity
Source: RefSeq, a predicted model, not a curated record
AUGACUGCUGCGGAGCCAGAGAGUGGACGACUGCCUCAAGGCGUCAAGCCUGUGCACUACAGCGUUCAGCUUCACCACCUCAAUCUGGCUGGAGAUGACUGGACAUACAAGGGAAGCGUUGAAAUUGACCUCAAUGUCAAGGAAGCAACGAACAGGAUCGUGCUCAAUGCCUACGAGCUGCGCAAUGUGUCCGCCAGUCUUUCAAGCGCUUGCAAAGCUGCAGUUGAAUCAAUUUCAAUCGACGAAGAUGUCCAGCGGCUCAAUAUCUUUCUGGACAGGGAGCUCGCGAUAGCUGAUUCCGGGACACGCUUGACCCUGACCUAUGAAGCUACCAUCGAUGACCAUUUGACAGGCUUCUACCGAUCUCAAGAGGCCGGUGGUCCAGAGGACGGUGCUCAAGACUAUGUGCUCACCACCCAGUUCCAACCAUCAGAUGCACGCAGUGCCUUCCCUUGCUGGGACGAGCCCGAGUUCAAGGCGACCUUCGAUCUAUCCAUCGAAGUGCCGAAUGACCUUACCGUCCUCAGUAAUAUGCCCAAAAAGGCAUCAGGACCAAGCACCCAUGAUGCCAAUCGUAAAGUGGUCGCAUUUGAGAGAACGCCUGUCAUGAGCACCUACCUCCUAGCCUGGGGUAUAGGAAAGCUCGAAUGCAUGGAGACAAUCAUUGCUCGAAAUUUCAGCGACGCCCCUCUGCCAAUCAGAGUAUGGGCUCCUCCAUCUUCGUUGCAGCAUGGAAAGUUCGCCUUGGAGUUUGCAGGACAAGUCAUUACUUACUUCUCAAAGAUUUUCGGCAUCGACUACCCUCUCCCCAAACUCGACCUCUUGGCAGUGACAGAAAUGUCGGAUGACGCUAUGGAGAACUGGGGUCUGGUCAUCUUUCGAUCAACAGCUCUCUUACUUGACGAGGCAGCAACGAGUUUGGAAGCGCGUACACGAGUCGCUUACAUUAUUGCUCAUGAGCUGGCUCAUCAAUGGUUCGGCAACCUUGUCACUAUGACAUGGUGGGAUGAGCUGUGGCUCAACGAAGGCUUCGCAACGUGGGCAGGCUGGGAUGCGUGUGACCUCCUCUAUCCAGAAUGGGACGUGUGGGGCCAAUUCGUGGCGGAUGACAUGCAAGAAGCGUUAGACUUGGAUGCUCUGCCGUCGAGUCAUCCUGUACAGGUACCGGUGUUUGAUGGCUUGGAAGUGGAUUCCAUCUUCGACUCCAUCUCAUAUCUCAAAGGAGCCUCAAUUGUUCGUAUGCUGAUCGGCUAUCUUGGCCGCGAAAUCUUCUUACGAGGAGUCUCGGAUUACCUCUCGGCCAAUGUGUAUCAGAGUGCCACUGGCGAGAGUCUCUGGUCGGCCCUGAAGAAGGCUUCUGGAAAGGAUGUCGCAUCACUGGUCGAAACCUGGAUCACGACCAUGGGCUUUCCAGUAGUUUCGGCGCAAGAGAUCGACACCGAAAUACUUUCUGUCAAACAGGUGCCCGCUGUGGCCCAAACCGAGAAUACGAUCUGGACCAUUCCUCUCACGCUGCAGUCUACGAAUGGAACAACAAGCAAGGCACUCUUAGAAAGUCCCUCCAGCCAAUUUGGCAUCGACGGAGCUCUGAUGAAGCUGAAUGUAGAGCAGCAAGGAUUCUAUCGAUCUCAAAUCAAUGUUCAAGCAUUGCUUGAUCCCAGCAUCUCGCUCACGAGCCUGUCUACACGAGACAAAGCAGGCUUACUGGGCGACGCAAUGGCUCUAGCCUUCAAUGGCCUCGGCACUCCAACCUCCACAGUGCUAGACCUCAUAAAGAAGAUGAGCAACGAAGCAGAUUUCGUCGUCUGGACCAGCAUCCUUUCCUGCGUAGACAAAAUCUCCUCAACAUUCUCCACAGACGAAGAAAUCAGCGACGGCCUCAAAGAAUUCGAACUCAAUCUCGUAUCCUCCAAAGCCCAUUCCCUCGGCUGGUCCCCCAAUCCCCACGAAACAUACAGUACGCAGCGUCUAAGACCUUUACUCCUCACCACCGCCGGCCUCAACGGCGACGAAAAAACCAUUCAAAAAGCAACCGAAUUCUUCACCUCCAUAAAACGAGGCCACAACCCCUCCCUCCACCCCUCCCUCCUCGACCCCGUCUUCCAAAUCGUCGUCUCAACCCUCGGCCUCGACGCAACAUCCUACCUCAUGAACCUCUACCCCAAAACCCCUUCCCCGCACGAACGCGAAUCAAUCGCCAAAGCCCUCGCCCAAAUCACCUCCUCAAGCGAAGCAAUGCAAUGUCUCCACUCCACCUUCUCAUCCCCCAUGACACCCCAAGACCUGGAAACCUUGGCGGUAGAAAUGGCCGAGAAUCCCGCCGUGGCGGGCGUCGUGUGGACGUUCAUGAAAAACGAAUGGGAAUUGGUUUGCGAGCGUCUCGAGGGGUCGAUGGCGAUUUUCGAGCCUUUUGUCAGAAGGUGUUUGCAGACGUUGAGUUCGAGGGAGGAGGGGAGAGAAAUCGAGGGGUUUUUUGAGGGGAAGGAUACGUUGGGAUAUCGGAGGGGGGUGGAUGUUGCUUUGGAUUUUGUCCGGGCGAAUGCGAGGUUUCGAGAGAGGGAGAGGGGCGUUGUGGGGGAGUGGUUGAGGGGGAAUGGGUUUGUUGCGAGGACGCCGCGGACUGGUUCGGAUUGGGAAUGA